Molecule: messenger RNA, 4896 nt
Organism: Perognathus longimembris pacificus (Pacific pocket mouse)
Lineage: Eukaryota; Metazoa; Chordata; Mammalia; Rodentia; Heteromyidae
Gene: Topbp1
Product: DNA topoisomerase II binding protein 1
Exons: 28
Coding region: 217-4752 (1511 amino acids)
Biological process (GO): mitotic DNA replication checkpoint signaling; DNA replication initiation; mitotic G2 DNA damage checkpoint signaling
Source: RefSeq, a predicted model, not a curated record
CCUGGCGCGAAAGUCGGUUCUCGCGCUGCGCCACUUCCGGGUUCUUGGGCGUCUCGGUCCGUACUGGGGGCGCCCGCCGCAGGGGGGGGGGGACGGGGGCUGGGGCUGCGGGGGGCGGUGGCCAGGCUGGCGCCCGACUCCAGCUACCGUCCUGCGGCCCGCGCGCCCCCCGAGACGCCGCCCGGGGAUCCCCCCCAGGUUCCACCGGGUUCGGAAAUGUCUAGAAAUGGCCAAGAACCGUUUUUUGUAAAGUUUUUAAAGUCUUCAGCCAAUUCUGAAUGUUUUUUUAAAGCUCUGGAGUCAAUAAAGGAAUUCCAAUCAGAAGAAUAUCUUCAGAUUAUUACAGAAGAAGAGGCAAUAAAGAUGAAGGAGAAUGACAGGUCACUUUAUAUCUGUGACCCUUUUAGUGGCCCUGUUUUUGAUCAUCUUAAAAAGCUUGGCUGUAGAAUCGUUGGCCCUCAGGUAGUCCUGUUUUGUAUGCGCCACCAGCAGUGCGUCCCAAGAGCUGAAUAUCCUGUCUACAACAUGGUUUUGUCUGACGUAACUGUAUCUUGUACAAGCCUGGAGAAAGACAAGAGGGAAGAAGUUCAUAAAUACGUGCAGAUGAUGGGCGGACAAGUGUACAGAGACCUCAACAUAUCAGUAACUCACCUCAUUGCUGGAGAAGUGGGAAGCAAAAAGUACUUAGUUGCUGCCAACCUAAAGAAACCUAUAUUGCUUUCUUCUUGGAUAAGAACCCUGUGGGAGAAGUCACAGGAGAACAAGAUAGCUAGGCAUACUGAGGUCAACCUAGAGGACUUCCGGUGUCCUAUUUUCCUUGGUUGCGUCGUCUGUGUGACGGGACUGGGUGGCGCCGACAGGAAGGAGAUCCAGCAGCUCACCGUGAAGCAUGGCGGCCAGUACAUGGGGCAGCUGAAAAUGAACGAAUGCACACACCUCCUAGUCAAAGAACCGAAAGGACAGAAGUAUGAGUGCGCUAGGAAGUGGAAUGUGCACUGUGUGACCCUGCAGUGGUUUUUUGACAGCGUGGAGAAAGGCUUUUGUCAGGAUGAGACUAUGUACAAGAUAGAGCCUGUACUGGCAGACAGGAGCGGGCCCAACACCUCCACUCCCACCGGCCCCGUCAGCACGUCCCAGAUUCAAGCUCUUUCCAAUGUCAGCCAUAUUUCCCACAUAAGCGGAAGUUACAUCAAUGAGUCGAUAUGCAGUUCCGCCCUCAGCAGCAAGUUGGACUCUACGGCGGAGAACCUAGACAACCUGGAUAUCAGCGCCUUCCAGGCCCCCGAAGAUCUGUUGGAUGGCUGCCGGAUCUACGUUUGUGGUUUUAGUGGCCGAAAGCUCGACAAACUGAGAAAACUGGUGAACAGUGGAGGCGGCAUCCGCUUUAAUCAGCUUAACGAAGAUGUAACUCACGUCAUCCUGGGAGACCACGAUGACGAGCUGAAGCAGUUUUGGAGCAGAUCAUCUCACAGGCCUCACGUCGUGGGAGCCAGCUGGCUGCUGGAGUGCUUCAGCAAAGGCUGUCUGCUUCCCGAGGAGCCGCACGUGCACGCGCACUACCAGCCUGCAGUCGAGAUCGCGGUGGCAAACCAGCCUGCCAGCAAAGCAGCUCCUCCCACCAAGAGCGGCAGCGUCUCUGCGCCCCACGCCGCCCCGCUGGAGGCGCCCGGGCCGGCGGACGAGGACCUGCUGUCCCAGUACGCAAGCAAUGACUCCACCAUAGUUCUGGCGAAGGAGCCCGGAGCGUCGGCGUGUGCGGCCGGGCCCUGUACGGGCCCCGUUCCCGGGGAUCCCCUGAGUGACUCCACUCACAUCUCCCUGGCCCGCAGCCCCUGCCUUCCCGACCCCCCCACGAGCGCCGAGGGCUUGUUCGCACGGAAGAGCUUCCUGAUUCUGGGCUUCAGCGACGAGAUCCAGUGUCACAUCGCAAACAUCGUGAGAGAGCACGCCGGGAAGGUGGCUCCCCCGGGGAGCAGGGCCGUGGCCGACUACGCCGUCGUCCCGCUCCUGGGCUGCGAAGUGGAGGCCACCGUGGGAGACGUGGUCACCAACACGUGGCUGGUCACCUGUAUAGACUAUCAGACCUUAGUUGAUCCCAAGACCAAUCCACUCUUCACGCCGGUUCUGGUGAUGGCGGGCACGACUCCUUUGCAGAACUGUGUCAUUUCAUUCAGCCAGUGUGUUGGUGCAGAGAAAGAUUCUUUGAUAUUCUUAGCGAAUCGCCUUGGAGCGAGCGUCCAGGAAUACUUCGUUCGCAAACCCAAUGCGAAGAAAGGCAUGCUGGCCAGCACGCACCUCGUGCUCAAGGACGCGGCGGGCUCCAAGUACGAGGCUUCCAAGAAGUGGGCUUUGCCGGCGGUCACCAUCGCUUGGCUGCUGGAGUCGGCGAGGACGGGGCGGAGAGCGGACGAAAGCCAGUUCCUCAUCGACAGUGCGCCCAGAGGAGAGCAAAGACUGGCAAAUGGACUAACAAACGGGGUGCAUUGUCCGGCACCGCCGGGCACGGUGGGGGAGACCCACAGAAAACCCACGGUGUCGCCCUUGGACAUGAACCGCUUCCAGAGCAAGGCUUUCCAAGCCGUGGUGCAGCAGCACGCCGGCCAGGUUCCGGCCUGCUCGCCGGGGGGACAGCUGCUGCAGAAGGAGCCGUCCCUCCACCUGGACACGCCCUCCAAGUUCCUCUCCAAGGACAAGCUCUUCAAGCCUUCCUUUGAUGUGAAGGACGCACUGGAAGCCUUGGAAACCCCAGGAGGCCCUAGCCAGCACAAAAGGAAACUGAGUACCCCACUGUCCGAGGUCAUUGUCAGGAGCUUGAAACUUGCUUUGGCAAAUAGCUCUCGAAACACUGACCUUUCUGCCAGCCCUCAACUGAAGGAGGCCCAAGCAGGGAAGGAAGAGGCUGCGAAGCCGCUUGUCAAUGUUGUGGUCUGUGUCAGCAAGAAGCUGGGGAAGAAGCAGAGCGAGCUCAACGGGCUCGCCGCCUCUCUUGGAGCGGAUUACAGGUGGAGUUUCGACGAGACUGUGACUCACUUCAUCUACCAAGGCCGGUCACACGACACGAAUCGCGAGUACAAGGCUGUGCGGGAGCGGGGCGUGCACGUGGUCUCGGAGCACUGGCUGCUGGAGUGUGCCCAAGAGGGCAAGCGGCUCCCAGAGUCGCUGUACCCACACACGUACAACCCCAAGAUGAGCCUGGACAUCAGCGCCCCUCAAGACAGCCGGCCCUGCAAUGGCCGCGUGCCCUCAGCCCCGUCUGCAGCCCAGCAGGAUGAGCCAGAUCGCUCCCCCGUGGAAGAAAGCGACGGGGGCACCGCAGCCACCACUGAUAAAGAGCCGGCCCCCGCGGGCGAGCACGCGGAUCUGAAAGGAGUUCUGACGCAGACCCUGGAGAUGCGCGAGAACUUCCAGAAGCAGCUGCAGGAGAUCAUGUCUGCAACCUCCUUAGCGAAGCCGCAGGUGCACAGGGCCUCCCUGUCGCUAAGCGGCUGCCAGAGCGCCAGCUCCACCCCCGACACCAUGCGCUGCAUGCGCCGGAGCCGCAGCCGCGUCCUGGAGGCGCUGAGGCAGUCUCGCCAGAGCGAGCCCGACGUGAACACGGAGCCCUCCCAGAGCGAGCAGAUCAUCUGGGACGACCCCACGGCCCGGGAGGAGCGCGCCAGGCUGGCCAGCAGCCUGCGGUGGCCCGGCUGCCCCACGCCGCACGCCAGCAGCGUGGACAAGUUGGAGUUGGUCGAGCAGGAGCCUGGGCACGAGGCAGACGUCACUGAGCCGGCUGUCUCCGACCCUGGACGCACCUCUGUGAUCCAAGCGCACAAAGCUGUGAUCUCUGACGAAGUAGAGUUUCCAACCACAGGCAAAUGCGAGGCUCAUCUGAUCCCAACGCCCGAGGCCCCCAGCAUCGCCUUCCCCCUGGCCAACCCUCCUGUGGCUCCACACCCGAAAGAAAAGAUGUUCACAGUGGAGGAGACAGAUGGAGACCCCAGGAAGCAGUACAUAUUCCAGCUGUCCUCUCUGAACCCCCAAGAGCGCAUUGACUACUAUCAUCUCAUCGAAGAGCUAGGCGGGUCGGUGAUCGAGACGCAGUGCUUCGACCCCAGCUGCACGCACAUCAUCGUGGGGCACCCGCUGCGCAACGAGAAGUUCCUGGCCUCCAUGGCCGCCGGCAAGUGGGUUCUCCAUCGCUCCUUCAUGGAAGCCUGCAGGACCGCGGGGCACUUUGUGCAGGAGGAGGACUACGAGUGGGGGAGCAGCGGCAUCCUCGACGCCGUGGGCAGCGUCACGGAGCAGCAGCGGAGGCUGGCCCGCGCGGCCGUGCGCUGGAGGAAGGCCAUCCAGGACAGGCAGCGGGCGGGCGGCACCGAGGGCGCGUUCAGCGGGUGGAAGGUCAUCCUGCACGUGGAGCACUCCCGGGAAGCGGGCUUCAAACGCCUGCUCCAGUCCGGGGGAGCGAAGGUGCUGUGCGGCCACGCGGCUUCCUUAUUUAAAGAGGCCACGCAUCUCUUCUCUGACUUGCACAAGCGGAAGGCUGAGGGCUCGGGCGUGGACGUGGCCGAGGCCGCCGCCCAGGACGUGCGCUGCUUGCGGACCGAGUACAUCGCCGACUACCUCAUGCAGGAAUCCCCUCCUCGUAUAGAACAUUACCGCCUGCCCGAAGCCGCCUCGCAUCUUCAGAAUAGACCUGGAGCCGGAACAUCAGAGAAGAGAAAAGCUCCAGAUGAAGUAGAGAAAAACAAGCCUAAACGGCCCAGAUAGAGUACACUGGGCGUGCCGUUACCUGUUUUAAAGUCUCAAUAUUUUAUAUACAUGUAUAUAUAUGCUCGUUACUAUGAUGGAUUUGUGUGUAGUGUAAUGACUGCAGCUGAAAAUUCGAUCGCCUUAAUAAAAUUGCAAAUCACA